CGUGAGAGAAGGGAGGAGGGAGUCAAAACAGACACAAAAUGGCUGCCGUAGGAGACGACGCUGCUGCAAUGGACAGCAUUUCCAAGGCGCCCGGGGCCCAUCCCGCGCCUCCGAACGCCGCCGCGGAUUCAAUGAGUCACGGGGAAAACGACGAGAACGUGAAGGAAGCACCGGUGCCCGUGGUUAAAAAACUCAACACGAACAACGAUGGUGGUGUGGAAACGGCAGAAGAAGCUGUGGAGCCUGCUGAGCCUGACAUCAACGUGUUGUGUACCGACAUGUUUGAAAAGAUGGCCAUCUUUCUUCAAGGAGAACUCACAGCCACUUGCGAAGAUUAUCGUCUGUUAGAGAACAUGAACAAACUGACGAGUCUGAAAUACAUGGAAAUGAAAGACAUCAGCAUCAACAUCAGUCGAAACUUGCAGGAUCUCAACAAUAAAUAUGCUAGCCUUCAGCCCUACCUAGAUCAGAUCAAUCAGAUUGAGGAGCAAGUGUCUUCGCUGGAACAAGCGGCAUAUAAACUGGACGCUUAUUCCAAAAAACUAGAGGCCAGAUUCAAAAAACUGGAGAAGCGAUGAAGGCAAGACACCAGGCACAUGUAGUUUUCCGUCCGUCACCUGGUCUAAUCCCGAUUUGAUGUCCGGUGCGUGCACAGCAAGGCGGGAGGACACAAACAGACAUUUGAGGCCACUUUGACUCCUUUAUUAAAAAAAAAAAAAGGCUUCCUGAGGUGGGAGCAGCUCAAGGCUGCAGUGUUUGGACUUAGAUUUGAACACGCAGAUCGCAAAGUGACGCAGCAGAGGUUGUACAACCGUGAGUGUGCACUUUAUUGAAAGCGCAAUAGCCUCAUCCUGAUUGAAUGGUAGCUUGUGAUCUAUCCUUGAUUCAUGUCACCAAUCGAAGCAUGUUCAGAGAACGACUGAAGGCAAACCUCCCCUUCUUCAAUAGUAGCCUGACAUGUGUUUAAUAUGAGUGAAAUGUUCUAUGGUGUAAUAUAUUUACUAAUACUUAACAUUAUUAUUAAUGUUUUUUUUUUGUUUUUUUUUAAUAAACCACGAUGUGUACUUGA
This is a messenger RNA of Hippocampus comes (tiger tail seahorse), 1069 nucleotides long. It is a transcript of the gene bloc1s2, whose product is annotated as biogenesis of lysosomal organelles complex-1, subunit 2. The transcript is spliced from 5 exons. The coding region runs from base 39 to 578 and encodes 179 amino acids. The record is from RefSeq and is a predicted model, not a curated record. Gene Ontology annotation, biological process: endosomal transport; lysosome localization. Lineage: Eukaryota; Metazoa; Chordata; Actinopteri; Syngnathiformes; Syngnathidae. Gene Ontology annotation, molecular function: gamma-tubulin binding. Gene Ontology annotation, cellular component: gamma-tubulin complex; BLOC-1 complex; BORC complex.